UCAAAAAGCAUUUCUUUUCCUAAUUACCCUCCACUUCUCGUUACUCUUAUCUUUUUAUUUCUUGUUUCCUUUUGUUUUUAUUUCACUACAUUGGUCCGACCGGCUAUUGGUCGCCGGAGUAGCAGCACCGUUUGAUCAGCUGAUCUCAUUCCGGUGAGCUGCUUCUUCCGACGAAUCUUUCCGGAUUUCCGUUCAACUAUCUUUGAUAAAAUCCGAUCAUUUCAGUAACCAUUAUCACCGUUAGAUCCGUUAUUGAGUUCUCUUUAUUAGGGUGAAGCCGCAGAACUGCCGCCUUCGAGUUCUUUAAUCCCUAUCUUCAUUAGUCAACAACAUAAUCGUUUUUAGGGUUUCUUUUUUGGGUCCAAAAUGUUUAAGAAAAUUAUCAAAGGGGGGCAACGGAAGUCUUCCAAAUCGAAUUCAACAGAUGCAUCUUUAUACGGGUACGGUCCACCAAUUUCCCACAAUCCCGGGUCGGGUCCAAACUCCAAUGCCGUCGUUGCCCCAGCUCAGAACUCCGACGUCCUUAUGGUCCCACCACUGAUGACCACCGUGGAACCCUUGCCGUUAUUCCGUGAAGUCUCCGUUUCCGAGAGACAGAACUUGUUCAUGAGAAAAUUACAGAUUUGUUGCUUCCAAUUCGAUUUCUCUGAUACCUUGAAAUCGGCCCGUGAAAAAGAAUUAAAGCGGCAAACACUGCUGGAGCUCGUGGAUUUCAUCCAAUCCGGGUCGGGCAAAAUCUCGGAUGUGUGUCAGGAAGAAAUGAUUAAAAUGAUCGGAGUCAACAUUUUCCGGUGCCUCCCUCCGGCGUCUCACGAGAACACGGGCCAAGAAGCAACGGAUCCUGAAGAAGAUGAAGGCUACUUGGAACCCUCGUGGCCGCAUUUACAGAUCGUCUACGAGCUUCUUUUGAGAUAUGUGGUAUCUUCCGAUACAGACACUAAGGUUGCUAAGAGAUACAUUGAUCAUUCAUUUGUUUUGAAGUUGCUUGAUUUGUUUGAUUCAGAGGAUCACAUAGAAAGGGAGUUUUUGAAAACGAUUCUUCAUAGGAUUUAUGGUAAAUUCAUGGUCCAUCGUCCAUUUAUUAGGAAAGCCAUAAACAAUAUUUUCUAUAGGUUUAUAUACGAAACAGAGAGGCUUAGUGGGAUUGGGGAGCUUUUGGAGAUUCUUGGAAGUAUUAUUAAUGGCUUUGCUUUGCCCAUGAAAGAGGAACAUAAGUUGUUCCUAGUGAGAGCAUUGAUUCCUUUGCAUAAGCCGAAACCUGUGGCAAUGUAUCACCAGCAGUUGUCUUAUUGUAUAAUUCAGUUCGUUGAGAAGGAUUAUAAGUUGGCUGACACUGUUAUUAGAGGGUUGUUGAAGUAUUGGCCUUUGACUAAUUGUCAAAAAGAAGUUCUUUUCCUUGGAGAACUUGAAGAAGUACUUGAAGGAACUCAACCUGCUGAGUUCCAACGAUGUAUGGUUCCUCUUUUCAGACAGAUUGCUCGUUGCCUCAAUAGCUUUCAUUUUCAGGUCGCAGAAAGAGCCCUCUUCUUGUGGAAUAAUGAGCACAUUGUGAGCUUAAUUGCCCAAAACCGGCAGGAUAUAUUACCGAUCAUCUUCGAGGCAUCGGAGAAGAAUAUUCCAAAUCAUUGGAAUCAGUCUAUUCAUGGGUUGACUGUGAAUGUGCAAAAGAUGUUCAUGGAAAUGGAUGCCGAGUUAUUUGACGAGUGUGAGAGACAAUUUGAAGAGAAAGUGGCCAGAGCGCAAGAGGUGGAAGAGCAACGAGAAAUGACGUGGAAAAAACUGGCGGAUGCCGCAGCACACAGAGGGGAAGACAAUAUGGUUACAGUCUAACAGAUGAAUCAGAGUUGAUCUGUCAAUGAUUGGAUGCUGAUAUGGCUGUGUUGUUGUUCCCUUCUCCAUGUUGACUGUAUUCUUUUUUCUUCUCUCUUUUCAGUUUAUUUUUAAACUCUUGGUCUCAAGAUGAUCAAUGAAGAUACCUGAGAAUGAGCAGCGACAAAAUGUAAUUUAAAAUGUACUGAAUUGGUUAGUAAAACACUGUCAA
This is a messenger RNA of Hibiscus syriacus, 2041 nucleotides long. RefSeq names its product serine/threonine protein phosphatase 2A 57 kDa regulatory subunit B' beta isoform-like. Gene Ontology annotation, biological process: signal transduction. Lineage: Eukaryota; Viridiplantae; Streptophyta; Magnoliopsida; Malvales; Malvaceae. Gene Ontology annotation, molecular function: protein phosphatase regulator activity. Bases 367 to 1830 code for a protein of 487 amino acids. Gene Ontology annotation, cellular component: protein phosphatase type 2A complex. The record is from RefSeq and is a predicted model, not a curated record. The transcript is spliced from 3 exons.